Lacerta agilis (Sand lizard) is the source of this 1224-nucleotide messenger RNA. Its product is annotated as vomeronasal type-2 receptor 26-like. Gene Ontology annotation, molecular function: G protein-coupled receptor activity. Gene Ontology annotation, cellular component: membrane. Bases 1 to 1224 code for a protein of 407 amino acids. The record is from RefSeq and is a predicted model, not a curated record. Gene Ontology annotation, biological process: G protein-coupled receptor signaling pathway. The transcript has 3 exons. NCBI's taxonomy places the organism in Eukaryota, Metazoa, Chordata, Lepidosauria, Squamata, Lacertidae.
AUGAGUGGAGUGUAUUUGGAUGAGAAUGGGGAACUGGCAGCUGACUUGGACAUUGUGAAUUGGGUGAAGUUUCCCAACAAGUCCAUCCUUAGAGUGAAGUUGGGGAGUAUCAAUAGACAGGGAUCCCAAUAUCUACAGUUCUCCACCGACCAGGAUGCCGGUGCAUGGUCCAAAGGGCUCGAACAGACCCUGCCUCCUUCCAGGUGCACGGAAAUCUGCAGCCCUGGAACUGCCAAGGUGAUUCAGGAAGAAAAGCCACUCUGCUGCUAUGACUGCCUUCCCUGUGCAGAAGGGACCAUCUCCACUCACGAAGAUGCAGAGCAUUGCUCAAGGUGUGCUGAAGAGCAGCACCCAAACAAGGACAGAGAUCAAUGUGUACCCAAGAUUAUCACCUUCUUGGCAUAUGGAGAACAACUGGGAAUCCUCCUAGCUUCCUUUGCCCUCUUCUUAACUUUAACCACAGGUUUAGUGCUGGGAAUCUUUGUUAACUAUAAAGAAACUCCCAUAGUCAAAGCCAACAACUGGGACCUCUCCUGCAUCCUUCUUGUAUCCCUCCUGCUUUCCUUCUUGUCCUCCUUCCUGUUCAUUGGGAGGCCAAGGAAAGUGACCUGCCUUCUGCGACAAACGGCCUUCAGCAUCAUCUUCUCGGUUGCCGUCUCUUCUGUGUUGGCAAAAACCAUCACUGUGGUGCUGGCCUUCCUGGCCACAAAGCCAGGGAACAAGGUGAGGAGAUGGCUGGGGAAGAGUUUGGCCAACUCCAUUGUCAUUUCCUGUUCCAGUGUCCAAGUUGUCAUCUGCACCAUCUGGUUGGGAAUCUCUCCCCCAUUCCCAGACUCUGACAUGCGCUGCCAGCCUGGAGAGAUCGUCCUGCAAUGCAACGAAGGGUCUGUUGCCAUGUUUUAUGGUGCCCUUGGCUACAUGGGCUUCCUGGCUGCCAUCUGCUUCACAGUGGCUUUCCUGGCCAGGAAGCUGCCUGGGGCCUUCAAUGAAGCCAAGCUGAUCACCUUCAGCAUGCUGGUCUUCUGCAGUGUUUGGGUGUCCUUUGUGCCCACCUACCUGAGCACCAAGGGGAAAUACAUGGUAGCCGUUCAGGUCUUCUCUAUGCUGGCCUCUAGUGCUGGGCUUCUGGGCUGCAUCUUCAUUCCCAAAUGCUACAUUAUUAUAUUGAGGCCAGAUCUAAAUACAAAGGCAUAUUUAUCCACAAAAACUAAAUCAGAAAUCUGA